CAUUAAAAAUAAAAAAAAUAAAAACUGUCCUAAAAAAAAAAAGCCUGCUGUUUUUUCCUAAAUAAAGAUCUAAUUAAAUCACCAAACUUACUCAAAAUGGCUGUGUACAAAAAAUGAGAGUUGACAUUAGAUCUCGGACAUAUUUCCCACAUACACAGUGCUUUGAAGUAAACUGCAGUUUGUUUUUAAUAAAUCUAAGUUAUAUGUUGUAUUACUAUGUAUUGCUAAAUUCUUUGCACUACUGUUAUGCAAUACUAAUUUUACAGGGGAAACUGAAGCCUGAUAACUUCGUCAGUGCCACAGGAAGAAACGAGAGACAGAAGGAAAAAGCACUUUACAUGCCCGCUGUAAUUCAUCUUAGUUCACAGAGAUCUCCACGGUAGGAGCGCGACGUCAGCUUCUGCGGCUAAAAUCUCGUGACUGAAGCAGCAUAGCUCAGAAAGAGUGAUUUACCAGCAGUUGCAGACUACGUAAUGAAAAAUAACAAAAGUGCCCAUGCGCGAGGCUGUGCAACGAAGUACCCCACGACUGCAGGGAGGAGGAGUAAGAGUCGGCUAAGCGGCGCCCUGUGUCCUACUGCGCCUGUGCGCCGGUGGCGUGCGCAGAGGCCUCUGGGUAGGUGGCUUAACCCCGCCUCUCAGUUGAGGACUCUGAAGGCUGCAUCUGUGGCGCUACUCCUACGAGGAUGGCUACUCUGGUUGUAAACAAGCUUGGAGCGGGAGUAGACAGUGGCCGGCAGGGCAGCCGGGGGACAGCUGUAGUGAAGGUGCUAGAGUGUGGAGUUUGUGAAGACGUCUUUUCUUUGCAAGGAGACAAAGUUCCUCGCCUUUUGCUUUGUGGCCAUACAGUCUGUCAUGACUGUCUCACUCGCCUACCUCUUCAUGGAAGAGCAAUCCGUUGCCCAUUUGAUCGACAAGUAACAGACCUAGGAGAUUCAGGUGUCUGGGGCUUGAAAAAAAAUUUUGCUUUAUUGGAGCUUUUGGAACGACUGCAGAAUGGGCCUAUUGGUCAAUAUGGAGCUGCAGAAGAAUCCAUUGGGAUAUCUGGAGAGAGCAUCAUUCGUUGUGAUGAAGAUGAAGCUCACCUUGCAUCUGUAUAUUGCACUGUGUGUGCAACUCAUUUGUGCUCUGAGUGUUCUCAAGUUACUCAUUCUACAAAGACAUUAGCAAAGCACAGGCGAGUUCCUCUAGCUGAUAAACCUCAUGAGAAAACCAUGUGCUCUCAGCACCAGGUGCAUGCCAUUGAGUUUGUUUGCUUAGAAGAAGGUUGUCAAACUAGCCCACUCAUGUGCUGUGUCUGCAAAGAAUAUGGAAAACACCAAGGUCACAAGCAUUCAGUGUUGGAACCAGAAGCUAAUCAGAUCCGAGCAUCAAUUUUAGAUAUGGCUCACUGCAUACGGACCUUCACAGAGGAAAUCUCAGAUUAUUCCAGAAAAUUAGUUGGAAUUGUACAGCACAUUGAAGGAGGAGAACAAAUCGUGGAAGAUGGAAUUGGAAUGGCUCACACAGAACAUGUACCAGGGACUGCAGAGAAUGCCCGGUCAUGUAUUCGAGCAUAUUUUUAUGAUCUACAUGAAACUCUGUGUCGUCAAGAAGAAAUGGCUCUAAGUGUUGUUGAUGCUCAUGUUCGUGAAAAAUUGAUUUGGCUUAGGCAGCAACAAGAAGAUAUGACUAUUUUGUUGUCAGAGGUUUCAGCAGCCUGCCUCCAUUGUGAAAAGACUUUGCAGCAGGAUGAUUGUAGAGUUGUCUUGGCAAAACAGGAAAUUACAAGGUUACUGGAAACAUUGCAGAAACAGCAGCAGCAGUUCACAGAAGUUGCAGAUCACAUUCAGUUGGAUGCCAGCAUCCCUGUCACUUUUACAAAGGAUAAUCGAGUUCACAUUGGGCCAAAAAUGGAAAUUCGGGUCGUUACAUUAGGAUUGGAUGGUGCUGGAAAAACUACUAUCUUGUUUAAGUUAAAACAGGAUGAAUUCAUGCAGCCCAUUCCAACAAUUGGUUUUAAUGUGGAAACUGUAGAAUAUAAAAAUCUGAAAUUCACUAUUUGGGAUGUAGGUGGAAAACACAAAUUAAGACCAUUGUGGAAACAUUAUUACCUCAAUACUCAAGCUGUUGUGUUUGUUGUAGAUAGCAGUCAUAGAGACAGAAUUAGUGAAGCACACAGUGAACUUGCAAAGUUGUUAACAGAAAAAGAACUCCGAGAUGCUCUGCUCCUGAUUUUUGCUAACAAACAGGAUGUUGCUGGAGCACUGUCAGUAGAAGAAAUCACUGAACUACUCAGUCUCCAUAAAUUAUGCUGUGGCCGUAGCUGGUAUAUUCAGGGCUGUGAUGCUCGAAGUGGUAUGGGACUGUAUGAAGGGUUGGACUGGCUCUCACGGCAACUUGUGGCUGCUGGAGUACUGGAUGUUGCUUGAUUUUAAAUGCAGCAGUUGUUUGAAGUUUUAUGGUUAAGAGUAACUUUGCAACUAAUAUGUUUUAGGAAAUUAUACAUCUCAAAAGAUGGUAAUUUAGGAUAUAUAUAUAUAAAUAUAAAGGAAUCUUGGAUUGGAUUGGGAAUUCAGCACACUGCUUUAAAAAAAUUUUGUGGCAAAAUUAAAUUUCUAAUUGAGCAGAUUAGAUUGAAUUAAAUAGAAAUUUAUUGAAUAUACAUUCUUUUAAAAAGUAUAUUUGUUAUUUAAGUUUUUCAGAUAAUGUGACCAAUGUACUGGGAAAGAGGUAGUCACAGAGAAAGGGUAAGUGAAGGUUUAUUCUUUCAGUGAAAAAAAAAUAGCCAAUUGAGUGCCUAAUGAGACCUCUGUGUGAAGCAAGUGAAGUAUAGCUUCUUCUUUUAACCUGCCUUUUCACUGAAUGUUGGCAGUAUUUAGUAGUAGAAAUGACAGUUGCUUAAUGAAAUAGAAUCCAAACUACAUCUUUGGAUAAUAGGAUUACUUUAUGUUUAAGUUCAGAGUUAACAGAACACCUUUAAUGCUAAGAACUAUAAGGUAUAGAAAAUUAAUAUUUUAUAUAGUGUUUUAUUAACUUUCUCCUACAGCAUUUUGUAUAAAACACAGUGAGACAGAGUGAAGUGUUACCUAAUUAGGCUUGUCAGAUUAGUAAUAAACUAAACAGUAAUAAAACUGUGAAAGUAAUUGGAUCUUCAUUUAUGAAAGACCCAUUUUCAGGACCGAACCUAGGUCAGAGUUCUAAAUUGGUCCUUCUAUUUUCAACGUAUUUAAAGUAAUAUUUCUUUCUAAUAUAAUACUGCAUCCUUUGUGGGAAUGACUAUAGGUAAAAUGUAGUAAGUUACACAGAACCAGGGUUGGCUUUAUGUAAAAGCUAGUGACCUAAAUUGAAAACGAACUUUAAGAGAAAUUGUUAGUACAGUGGGGAAUGCUUAUUACUUACUUCAAACUGUUUCCCAAAAUAAGUGCAUUUAUUUUGACAAUAAAACUUAAGGCUCUUCAUGAAAAGGCCUUGAAAAGUUACUUUAGAGGAAGAAUGUCUAAAGGAAAAAAAAAAAUUCAAAAAGUUUACAUUAAUUAUUCAGUGUUGUGAGUAAAUAAAAAUGUGUGCUCUUUACUGUUUUUCAUUUUUAAAGGAUACUCUCUUAUUAUGGAAGCACGAUUUAUUUAAAUAGGUACAUUGAGAUUUUGUGUGUGUUUUUUUUUAAAUGUUCUGAUACAUUAGGAUGAAGUUAAAUCUUAAAUCUCAUUAGUUGAAUUGUUAUAAGGACAGUGAUGUCUGGUAACAAGAUGUGACUUUUUGGUAGCACUGUUUUGGUUCAGUCUUUUCAAAUCUAUUUUUGUUUGUUUAAAAACAAUACAACUUUUAAAAAACAAAGCAUUAAAAAAAAGCCUAUCAGUGUUAUGGGCAAAUAUGUAAAUAAGUAAAUAUAAUAUUUCAUCCUUUAUUUUUCAGGUAAAAGGUCAUGCUGUUACAAGUGUAGUUUGUGUGCAUAAAUAAUACUUCUGAAUUAAAUUAUUUAAUAUUUGACUGAUUUCAAUAACUGUGAAAAAUAAAAAAGGUGUUGUAUUGCUUGUGAGAACUUGAACUGUACUAGUUAAUUGAAGAAAAAAAAGUGUAACACUAAGGUGAACCUGCUUCCCUUUUCACCAAUUUUGCUAAACUUUGUAAUGCAUUGUUAGCAUAUAACUGAACACAAUUUAAAAAUUGUGCCUAUACCUGAUUAUAAUGUAUGUAUAACGGUAGGUGUUUGUGUGUGAUUCCUUUUUAAAGAAAUAUUUUCCUCAAGCUCC
Molecule: messenger RNA, 4231 nt
Organism: Cercocebus atys (sooty mangabey)
Lineage: Eukaryota; Metazoa; Chordata; Mammalia; Primates; Cercopithecidae
Gene: TRIM23
Product: tripartite motif containing 23
Exons: 12
Coding region: 686-2410 (574 amino acids)
Biological process (GO): vesicle-mediated transport; intracellular protein transport
Cellular component (GO): plasma membrane; lysosomal membrane; cytoplasm
Molecular function (GO): zinc ion binding; GTPase activity; GTP binding
Source: RefSeq, a predicted model, not a curated record